Messenger RNA from Mangifera indica (mango), 414 nucleotides. RefSeq names its product cytochrome b5-like. Gene Ontology annotation, molecular function: heme binding. The record is from RefSeq and is a predicted model, not a curated record. Gene Ontology annotation, cellular component: membrane; intracellular membrane-bounded organelle. NCBI's taxonomy places the organism in Eukaryota, Viridiplantae, Streptophyta, Magnoliopsida, Sapindales, Anacardiaceae. The transcript has 3 exons. The coding region runs from base 1 to 414 and encodes 137 amino acids.
AUGGCUUCAGAUUCAAAUAUCUACACAUUUGAAAAGGUCGUAAAGCACAACAAAACCAAGGACUGUUGGCUUAUUGUUUCUGGAAAGGUGUCUGAUGUGACACCAUUCAUGGAUAACCAUCCUGGUGGGGAUGAAGUUUUGCUAUCUGCAACUGGAAAGGAUCCGACAAAUGAUUUUGAAGAUGUGGGUCAUAGUGAUUCCGCAAGGGUGAUGAUGCAGAAGUACUACAUUGGUGAUAUUGAUGCAUUAACCAUUCCUCUGAAACAGUUUUACAUCCCACCAGAGCAGCCUGCAUACAAUCAUGACAAGACUCCUGAGUUUGUGAUUAAGAUUUUACAGUUUCUCGUACCUCUCUUGAUCCUUGGCUUAGCCUUUGCAGUCAGACAUCAAAUCAUCUCUCUUUCAGGGUGGUGA